Molecule: messenger RNA, 1527 nt
Organism: Symbiodinium pilosum
Lineage: Eukaryota; Dinophyceae; Suessiales; Symbiodiniaceae
Source: the annotation of a GenBank genome assembly
AUGAAAAGACUGCUGCUCUUCGUUUGGCUGCAGGGGAUAUCAGCCCACAUGGAGAUACAGGGCUUGCAUCACGGUGUCGUUACUGAGGAAGUUGAGCCAUUGACACACAUAGGCAAGGUGCAUACGCCGCAGUUUAACGUUGAGGACCUGCCGAAAAUUGCCGGCGACCUUGUGUCGGCUUUUGUACGGCGCUUCUUGGCGAAGGAAAGCUUAGCGCCGGGCGAGGAGACUUGCCUCAGACAUGGCGCUCAGGCCUAUGUGAAGGACAUCCUACAGGUCGCCAGCCAUGUGGUGAUGCUGGCGCAGGAGCUCUUUGGAUCCCGGGACGAGAUGCCAAAACUUGGCCACUUCGGUACCACCUUCGAAUCCAAUUUUUCCACGACCCUCCCGAUUCAGCAACAGCACUGGAUGGAGGAGAAGCACAUCUUCUCUGAGCGUCGACUCAAGGUGAAGGAUUUGGUUCGGGAUUCCUCUGCAGUGCUCAUUGAACUCGGAAUGGCAGUUCAAAGGGUUGCUGCCCUGGUCCACCAGAUUGGCCACACGUGUCUGCAGAAAGAUGGCGUUAAGUUGUUGGAAAUGGCCAUGGAACACACUGUCAACGUUACCUUUGUCGGCGAAUCGCUCCUGCUGAAUGGCGCAGAUGUCGUCAAAGAGUUUGCAGAUGGAGCGCAAAAGUGGCAUCGCGGUGACAGGACAGGCUUUGGUGAAGAUUUGGGCGACGCUGCGAGGAAGAUUCUCUUUGCGAAGCUGCCCGAAGGUGGUGUGGACAUGCUUGUAGUGCCCAGCUCGGAGAAGCUGGUCAACAUAUCAGAAGCAUUCUUAGAAACCUUUUUUGGGCCGGGCUUCACGGCCACUUUCCGGACAUUGAAACGCGGGGAGCCCCAGAACACCUUCCGCGUGGAUUUGCAUAGCUGUUUCGGCAAAAAUGCUGAUCUGGUCCAUAAGUUGUGGGCAUCCGUCGUCGCAAUCUACAAGAGCCAGGAAGAGAAGAUGAAGCUGAGAGCUAAUCAUAGCUCCACAAAAAAGGCAGAGCAUGAUGUGAAGCAAGCCCUCACCUUCGACCUCAUGCAAGUGCCAGCUGCCCUUGCCAAGUGCAGUCUCGGCCCGAAAAAGCAGGAGAUGUUGGAGGAUGCCUAUAUGGGCAUUAAUGGGGUGGACGCUCUGUCGAUUUCAUUGACUGCGCCCAACCAUGGCGUCACAUUCAGAGGGGACCUGUUUGAGAACUCGCGGAUGAGCCCCAUGGGAAUGUUGAGCGAAGACCUCAGCAAUGAUGGGGAUGGCCGCGAACUUGGUCGAAGCAUUGGCCGAGUCUGCCAGGAAAUGGCCCUCCGAGCCUUCCCCGAGAAGUACACCGUUGACGGCUUCGGCCGCUUGCGAAUGCGAGAAGACUCCGCACUAGCGCCCUUCGUAAUCUUCUUACUUGCUCUGGCACUUUCCGCAGCGGCGCUGACUGGCGCCCUGCGCCGUCGCAGCAGUACCCAUGCAACCCACUCCGAGAUGGAGCCUGCCCUUGCUGAGACCGUCUGA